Ochotona curzoniae (black-lipped pika) is the source of this 2411-nucleotide messenger RNA. It is a transcript of the gene UPF3B, whose product is annotated as UPF3B regulator of nonsense mediated mRNA decay. Gene Ontology annotation, molecular function: mRNA binding. NCBI's taxonomy places the organism in Eukaryota, Metazoa, Chordata, Mammalia, Lagomorpha, Ochotonidae. Gene Ontology annotation, cellular component: cytoplasm; nucleolus. The record is from RefSeq and is a predicted model, not a curated record. Bases 114 to 1577 code for a protein of 487 amino acids. Gene Ontology annotation, biological process: nuclear-transcribed mRNA catabolic process, nonsense-mediated decay; positive regulation of translation. The transcript has 11 exons.
GGGGCGUUUAUUGGGGGGGCGGAGUCAUGAUGGGAAGCUGCCCGGGAGUCGUAGGUACCCGGCGUAGCGGCAUUUGAGAUUCGACGGAGGUUCUUCUGGGCAUAACCGUGGCCAUGAAGGAAGAGAAGGACUAUAGGCCUAAGGAGAAGCGAGUAACCCUGUUGACCCCCCAAGGAGCUACAAGCAGCGGCGGCGGGACUUCGGGGGACUACGGCAAAGGGGACGACAAGCAAGAUCGCAAUAAAGAGAAGAAAGAGGCGCUCAGCAAGGUGGUAAUUCGAAGAUUACCUCCCACUUUGACCAAGGAACAGCUUCAGGAACAUCUUCAGCCUAUGCCUGAGCAUGAUUAUUUUGAAUUUUUUUCUAAUGAUACUAGUCUGUAUCCUCAUAUGUAUGCCAGAGCAUACAUCAACUUUAAAAACCAAGAGGACAUUAUUUUGUUCAGGGAUCGGUUUGAUGGUUAUGUAUUCCUUGACAAUAAAGGUCAGGAAUAUCCUGCUAUAGUAGAAUUUGCACCUUUUCAAAAGGCUGCCAAAAAGAAGACUAAGAAAAGAGAUACGAAAGUUGGAACUAUUGAUGAUGAUCCAGAAUAUAGAAAAUUUUUAGAAAGUUAUGCCACAGACAAUGAGAAAAUGACAUCCACUCCAGAGACACUGCUAGAAGAAAUAGAAGCAAAAAACAGAGAAUUAAUAGCUAAAAAGACAACCCCACUUUUGAGCUUCCUGAAAAACAAGCAGAGAAUGAGAGAAGAAAAGAGAGAAGAAAGAAGACGGCGAGAAAUAGAAAGAAAACGGCAAAGGGAAGAAGAGAGAAGAAAGUGGAAGGAAGAAGAGAAACGAAAAAGGAAAGAUAUAGAAAAGCUGAAGAAGAUAGACAGAGUUCCCGAAAGGGAUAAAUUAAGGGAUGAACCAAAGAUAAAGGCUCAAGGCAAAAUUCUUCCUGCAAUGGAUCUCUCCUUUGGUGACCACAAGCUGCUGAAGAAACCAGAGAAGGGAGAUGAAAAAGAAUUGGACAAAAGAGAUAAACCUAAGAAAUUGGACAAAGAGAAUCUGAAUGAUGAGCGAGCCAGUGGGCAAAGCUGUACAUUACCCAAGCGUUCUGAUAUUGAAUAUAAAGAUGAAAAGCCAAAGAGACCUGAAGAUGAGAGCUGCAGAGACUACAGAGACAGGGAUCGGGAUUAUGAACGUGAUCAAGAGCGCAUCCUGAGAGAGAGGGAGAGACUGAAGCGGCAAGAAGAAGAGCGCCGUAGGCAAAAAGAGCGUUAUGAGAAAGAGAAGGCUUUUAAAAGGAAGGAAGAAGAGAUGAAGAAAGAGAAAGAAGCACUGCGGGAUAAAGGAAAGAAGAUUGAAAGCACAGAAUCAAUAAGCAACUCGGAAAAAACUGAAAAGAAAGAGGAAGUGGUUAAGAGGGAUCGCAUAAGAAACAAGGAUCGCCCUGCGAUGCAGCUUUACCAACCAGGAGCUCGAAGCCGAAAUCGACUUUGUCCCCCCGAUGACAGUACCAAGUCUGGAGAUUCAGCAAUAGACAAAAAGCAGGAAAGUGGUAUUAGCCAUAGAAAAGAAGGGGGAGAGGAGUGAUAAGUGUAAAGGGCCCUAGCUAUCCUGACUGUCCAGGCAGCCAAAGAGCACGUAUUAAGGAAGGCAGAAGUGCCCUCAGGGCAAAGGAAUAGAGAAAGAGAAGGGUGUCGCUGUGCUGGUGGGGUACACUGCAGAGGAGUAUGUUUAGAGGUAAAGCAGGAACCCGAUUGCAGGCUCAGAAUUGGAAGUACAGUUUCACUGUUUUUGCAUUUUCUUCAAAUUCAUUGUAAAGUGUCAAACGUAACAAUGAGGACACAUGUUGUGAUUUGCAGGCAGGAAGUGUCAAGUAAGAACUUGAUUGUGUGCAACGCAAGAAAAAAAAAAACAAAAGAGCUGGCUCUAAAAAGGUUAAUCCUGCCUUAAUUUUUCUUAGCUUGAGUGGAGCAGAGUCACUUUGAACUCUUGUUCAAAUCUUGCUAUCUUGCAUUGUUGGUGGUAACUGUUGACUUUGUAUAGUGUAGAAGCAGCAAGCAUGUAAUUGUAGUUCAAGUACAGUGAAGGACUUAACAAAUUCUCACUGCAAAAAUCUAGCUAGUCAUGUUGUAUCUAUAUCCUUUGUCGUAAAACUUUAUGAUGACUUUUCUGUUUGCUUACCUGAGCUUGACAUGAGGAAUAUUCUGAAACAUCUCAGUCUGUCUUCAGCAGUUUUUCUUUUAAUAGGUAAAGCAUAGCCUGUGUUUGGUUCUUGACAGUUCAGUCUUUGUUUUACCUUAGGUCUGGUUCUAAAAGCAUACCCUCUCCAGGAAGGAAACUGCACAAAUAUCUGUUCCUGUUAAAGUAACAGCUUCACGUCUUAACUUAUUUUGUGUUGAUGUUAAUAAAUAUCAGCAGCAU